This is a messenger RNA of Acipenser ruthenus (sterlet), 3629 nucleotides long. Its product is annotated as transmembrane protein 168-like. The coding region runs from base 525 to 2627 and encodes 700 amino acids. Lineage: Eukaryota; Metazoa; Chordata; Actinopteri; Acipenseriformes; Acipenseridae. The record is from RefSeq and is a predicted model, not a curated record. The transcript has 5 exons.
GAUCAGUCGUUUAUGGACACGAUUGGCGUUAGAUUGGAUUUCCUAACUAAUGUUAGGAUAGGAUGAGACAGAUAGGAAAGCAAGUUAGGAAAUUGUUCUGUAAUAUGGCCCCAGGUUCUGUACCUCGUGCCAGUAGUCUCGGUAUUCCAGCUGUGCGCAGUGUUCUUUUCUGUACGAGCUUCGUCCUCGCCUGAGUAGUUUGAACCAGGCUGCUUACCGUACUUUGACACGGUGCAAACAUGGCGUCUGUAGCAGGGAAACUUUUCAAACUGUGAUAUGGCAUGAAAUUAAAUGAGGAAGUUUAAACAAUAGCUUUGGAAUUAUUAAUAAUAUAUAUUUUUAAAAAGUCACAACAGGCAUUUUGUGUUCAGGCUUUAUUGUUGAAAGUCAUUAAAAAAGCUCAAUUGUGAAAGGCUGAAAACAGAAGAAUUACCUUUUCAGCAUUCUUGAGCUUCACCACAUAUUGUGGAUGAACCUUCCGUGGACAUCAUUUCUAAGAGGAGCCUGUUUAUAUAUUAAAGUACAUGUGUAGAUCUUUACGUUACUGUGUCAGUCACUGUCUCUACGCAGCAAUGACUCGACUGGAAGAGGCAAAUAAAGAUGUCAGCAUGCAUUCCUCAGUGCGCUAUCUUGGCUUCUUAGCCAGUUUAAACUUGAUGGUGGCCUUAUGCAUGGGCCUUUAUGUAAGAUGGGAGAAGACAGCAGAUACCAUAAUAUUAGUCAUCUUUAUCUUGGGACUGUUUGUUCUAGGCAUCGCCAGCAUAUUGUAUUACUACUUCUCCAUGGAGGCAGCAAGUUUGAGUCUCUCCCAUCUGUGGUUUGGAUUUCUUCUUGGGCUGCUGUGUUUCUUAAAUAAUCCCUCCUUCAAAAGUGAUGUAAAGGAGGAAGCCACCAAGUACCUUCUGCUGACCAGUAUCAUCAUCAGGACGUUGUGGGCUCUGGUAGAGAGGGUUUGCGGUUGUGUCCGCUAUCGGCCAGCCCUUCUGACCUCUGCAGAGUUUUUGGAACUUGUUGGCUUCGCAAUUGCCAGCACUGCCAUGCUGCUGGAGAAGUCCAUGAGUAUCAUCCUUCUGGUAGCCUCUUUGGCCGUGCUGAUUAUUGACCUGCGGAUGAAGUCUUUCCUAGCAGUUCCAAACUUAGUUACUUUUGCUCUGCUUUCUUCCAUGUUGUUUUUCCCCAGCUUAAAUAUUCCCACCAACCCUUUUGCCCUUGCAUGCUUCUUUAGCCGUCUGAUCUGUGACCCGCUACUUGACGUCUACUUUAGUGGGCUUUCUGUCACUGAGCGGUGGCUGCCAUUUCUGAACCGCGGCCGUCUGUGUAGGAGGCUCUCCAUUCUUCCACUGGGACUUGUUGAGAUCACCUUCUUCAUCCUGUCUGCCUUUAAACUAGGGGAUUUGCAUCUGUGGUAUUUUGUGAUCCCCGGGUUCUCCAUUUUUGGGAUAUUUUGGUUGGUCUGCCAUGUUAUUUUCAUCAUAACAGUCUGGGGUUUCCACACCAAAUUAAAUGACUGUCAUAAUGUCUACUACACACAACGUACUGACAGCAGAAACUUGGACAGGGUGAUGGCCUCCAAAGGAAUGCGACACUUCUGUUUGAUCUCAGAACGGCUGGUGUUUUUCAGUCUCUUAUCAACAGCAAUUCUGGGUGCAGUAUCCUGGCAGCCUACCAAUGGAAUCUUUAUGAGUGUGUUUUUGGUGGUCCUGCCUUUGGAGUCGCUGACUCAUGGUCUGUUCCAUGAACUGGGAAACUGUUUGGGAGGAACCUGUGUGGGAUACGCGGUUGUAAUCCCCACCAACUACUGCAGCCCUGAUGGCCAACCAACACUUCUUCCUCCUGAGCAUGUGCAGGAGUUGAAUCUCAGGUCGACUGGCAUGCUGAGCAGUAUUCAGAGGUUUUUUGCCUACCACAUGAUUGAGACCUAUGGCUGUGACUACUCUACCAGUGGCUUGUCUUCCAAUACCCUCCAGUCCAAGCUCAAGUCGUUUCUUGAACUGCGGACCGCAGAUGGCCCCAGACAUGACACCUAUGUUAUAUAUUACAGUGGUCAUUCUCACAGCUCUGGCGAGUGGGCUCUUGCAGGGGGAGAAACAUUGCAACUUGAAAGUAUCCUUGACUGGUGGACAGAGAAGAAUGGCACUUUCUGCUCACGGCUGAUAAUUGUAUUGGACACUGAAAAUGCCCUUCCUUGGGUUAAAGACGUGAAGAAGGUUUGUGACCUCUUUGUUGCAGUCCAGGGUGCAGGAAUGGCCAAAGUUGUAAAUGUUGAGGAAGCAGAUCCACCACAGCUGGGUGACUUUACUGCGGAAUGGGUGGAGUAUAACUGUAACCCAGACAACAACAUCAGGUGGGCCGAAAAAGGCCGGACUAUAACCCCAGUGUAUGGUGUAUCUAAACGCUGGAGUGACUAUACACUCCAUUUACCAACAGGAAGUGAUGUUGCAAAGCACUGGAUGACAAACUUCCCCCGUGUUACCUAUCCCCUUGUUCACCUGGCUAACUGGUGCGGUGGAUUGCAAAUCUUCUGGGCCUGCAGUUUUUGUCUCCGAUGUUUCAGGAGGCUAAAACUGAGCUGGUUCCCUCCAACUGUGCUAGACACAGGAGCAGGAUUUAAAUUGGUUAAAUCUUAAAAAAGCUUUACAUAGUUUGUUUUUCUUUGCACUUAAGGUACAGAUUGUAUUUUAUUUUGUAUUUUUUUUUUUCUUCAAUCUAGAGGAUUUUUCCAACUGGGUGAAGUUUUGCUUUUACUUUGUGUAAAUGGAAAAGAGUGUGGAAACUAAAGAUGAACUGUUUGUAAGAUUACUCAGUAGCUUAAGUAACCUAUGCUUUUAAAAGAAUGUUCAAGAUGUCCUUUCUAGCAGCUGACCUUUGACUUAGUUGUACAGCUGUGUGUUCUGAUCCAGCUCUGUUUUGCCCAGCUAUGAAAUAGUUAUCACUUCACAUUGAGUUAGGACUGGUGUUCGAUUUGAAAAGAAAAUAUUUUCACUGUACAUAUGUCAGCAUGGAUACACGUAGAGACUGGGAAGUUGGAUUUGUUGCGUGGUGUUGAACAAAAACUGUUAGGACUGAUUUGAUCUCUAAUGCAAUGCAAUGGCAAAAUGCUUUCCUACAAAGACCAUUGAUCUCAACUACUAAAAACAUGCUCAUAAAUUAUUCACACAAAUGCAAUACUAAUCAAAUUUCAAAGAUUACACUUUUAUGGAGGUAUGCUUAUUGAUAGAAAAUGUUUAAAGGUUACCAAUUCAAAAAAUAAUAAUUAUUGUUUCACUGAAAGGACAUCUUAAAUUCAGCUAAUUUACAUUACAAUAUGACAGCUUUAAAAGAGGACUGCCACAUGGUGCAGGGUUGGUGGAGAGGACAAUACCCCUCAAAACUGGCAUUCUCUCACUUAUUAUACUGUAUAAGUCAAAAGAUGGUGAUACAUAUUUUUGCUAUGACUUCCAGACAACUUGCCAGCAUGCACCACUGGCAUGGGAAAGAGCAUUUUCUAAGGAUGUUUUAGUUCAGAGUUAAUUUUCCUAAUCCAAUAGUUACUGAUUCUGUGAGUUUAUUUAUUGAUACUGUUUGUGCACAGGAAAAUGUAUCAUUGUUACCCAAGAAAGAUAUUUUCCUACAUAAAGCCAUUUCCUACA